This is a messenger RNA of Hydra vulgaris (swiftwater hydra), 1355 nucleotides long. Its product is annotated as 26S proteasome non-ATPase regulatory subunit 11. NCBI's taxonomy places the organism in Eukaryota, Metazoa, Cnidaria, Hydrozoa, Anthoathecata, Hydridae. Gene Ontology annotation, biological process: ubiquitin-dependent protein catabolic process. Gene Ontology annotation, molecular function: structural molecule activity. The record is from RefSeq and is a predicted model, not a curated record. Gene Ontology annotation, cellular component: proteasome regulatory particle, lid subcomplex.
AUAGACUUCAUUUACAUCACUUCGCAAGUAGACAACAGUGGUCGUGUAGUAAACAAUCUUAUUUUACGGCGCACUGUGCUGAAUAAUAAAAAUGGCGACCACCGAAAUCUUAACAUCUCUUGAGGAACUCCAAUCUAUCAAGUUUGAUACAAAUCAUGAAGAAUCAGUUCAAGAUAAAGAAGAAGCCAUAUUAAAGUUAGGAUUAUCAUAUUCAAAGGAAGGAAAAAUUCAUGAGCUCAGCAAAUUAAUCAAGGAAACUAGACCAUUUUUACAAUGCAUGUCAAAAGCCAAAGCAGCUAAAGUUGUUAGAGAUUUGCUGGAUUUAUUUUUAGAUACAUGUAGUGCUGAAACUGAUACAAGCGAAGCUGUCCAAAUAUGCAAAGAAUGUAUCAGCUGGGCUGAAGAGGAAAAGCGAUUAUUAUUAAAGCAGACUUUAGAAGCUCGUCUUGUUGCAUUAUACAUCGAUUCAAAAUGCUAUUCGGAAGCAUUAUCUCAAGGUUCACUUUUGGUAAAAGAGCUGAAGAAACUAGAUGAUAAAGCUCUCCUUAUGGAAGUUCAACUUCUUGAAAGUCGUACAUAUCAUGCAUUAACAAAUAUUCCUAAAGCAAGAGCUGCACUAACAUCUGCAAGAACAACAGCAAGUGGUAUUUAUUGUCCACCAAAAUUACAAGCAGCUUUAGAUUUACAAUCAGGCAUAUUGCAUGCUGAUGAAAAUGACUUUAAGACAGCAUACUCCUACUUUUAUGAAGCUUUUGAGGGAUAUGAUUCAAUUGGUAAUCAAAAAGCUGUUAUUGGUUUGAAGUAUAUGCUGCUUAGCAAAAUUAUGUUGAACCUACCUGAAGAAGUUCAACCAAUAGUUAGUGGCAAACUUGCUUUACGUUACAGUGGACCUCACAUUGAUGCAAUGAGAUGCAUUGCAACAGCAAGUAAAAAUAGAUCUCUUCUUGAAUUUCAAGAGACUUUAGUAAAAUACAAAUGUGAACUUACGGAUGAUCCAAUUAUUAAAAGACAUUUUGACAAUCUUUAUAAUAAUCUCAUGGAACAGAACUUAUGUCGUUUGAUCGAACCAUUUUCAAGAGUUGAGGUGUCACAUAUUGCUGAACUUAUCAAUUUGCCACUGGUAAUUGUUGAAAAUAAAUUGUCAAAAAUGAUAUUAGAUCAAAAGUUGAAUGGUAUAUUAGAUCAAGGUGCUGGAGUGCUCGAAAUAUUUGACGAAAAGAUAAUCGAUAAAACUUAUGAAAACACCUUAGAAAUCAUUCAACGUAUGGGUGGAGUGGUUGAUUCGUUAUAUAAUAAAGCUAAGAAGCUGUCGUAAUAUUUUUAUAAAAUGUUUCAAUAAUCCCCAAAUGAAACGA